AUGUCUUCUUCUAUACCAUCCAAAAUGAAGGCCUGGAUUUACUACGAGUAUGGCGGGGUUGAAGUGUUGAAGUUCGAGUCCGAAGUUGCAGUGCCGGAUGUGAAGGAUGAUCAGACUAUUCCAGGCUAUGAUGUUGCUGGUGUGGUGGUUAAAGUUGGUAGUCAAGUAAAAAGCCUAAAAGAAGGAGAUGAAGUAUAUGGGGACAUAAAUGAGAAGUCAAUGAUACACGAACGACCAAAACGAUUUGGCUCAUUGGCUGAGUACACUGCUGUUGAGGAGAGGUUACUGGCUCUGAAGCCCAAAAAUCUUGAUUUUGCCCAGGCUGCUAGUCUUCCUGUGGCUAUUUUAACUGCCUAUGAAGGUCUUGAAAGUGCGGGAUUUUCUGCUGGAAAAUCCAUACUUGUAUUAGGGGGUGCUGGUGGAGUUGGAUCCCUUGUGAUCCAGCUUGCAAAACAAGUGUUUGGUGCUUCAAAGGUAGCUGCUACUUCAAGCACAGGAAAACUGGAAUUUCUGAAAAGCUUGGGUGCAGAUUUGGCAAUUGACUACACCAAGGAGAACUUUGAAGACCUUCAGGAAAAAUUCGACGUUGUUUAUGACGCUGUAGGGCAAGGAGACAGGGCAGUGAAAGCAGCGAAGGAAGGUGGGAGUGUGGUAGUUAUAAUUGGUGAAGCAGUACCACCUGGUUUUUUCUUUAGGCUACAUUCGGAUGGAGAAAUAUUGAAGAAACUAAAUCCAAUUCUGGAGAGCGGGAAGGUGAAGCCGGUGCUUGACCCAAAGGGGCCUUACCCUUUCGACAAGGGUAACAUAACCCUUGUAACCCUUGACCAACAACCAUCAGAACCUCUUAAAAUGUCUCGUGUUAGUGAAUGUUUUAUGGAGGAUUUCAAUUAUCGGCGGCUCGGGCAAUUCAAGGCCAUUGAUUCAUCCCCUCCUAUUAUUCCAGGCUAUGACGUUGCCGGUGUGGUGGUUAAAGUUGGUAGUCAAGUAAAAAGCCUAAAAGAAGGAGAUGAAGUAUAUGGGGACAUAAUUGAGAUGUUAAUGAUACACGAACGACCAAAACGAUUUGGCUCAUUGGCUGAGUACACUGCUGUUGAGGAGAGCUUACUGGCUCUGAAGCCCAAAAAUCUUGAUUUUGCGCAGGCUGCUAGUCUCCCUCUUGCUAUUUUGACUGCCUAUGAAGGUCUUGAAAGUGUGGGAUUUUCUGCUGGAAAAUCCAUACUUGUAUUAGGGGGUGCUGGUGGAGUUGGAUCCCUUGUGAUCCAGCUUGCAAAACAAGUGUUUGGUGCUUCAAAGGUGGCUGCUACUUCAAGCACGGGAAAACUGGAAUUUCUGAAAAGCUUGGGUGCAGAUUUGGCAAUUGACUACACCAAAGAGAACUUUGAAGACCUUCAGGAAAAAUUCGACGUUGUUUAUGACGCUGUAGGGCAAGGAGACAGGGCAGUGAAAGCAGUGAAGGAAGGUGGCAGUGUAGUAGUUAUAAUUGGUGAAGCAGUACCACCUGGUUUUUUGUUUAUGAUACAUUCGGAUGGAGAAAUAUUGAAGAAACUAAAUCCAAUUCUGGAGAGCGGGAAGGUGAAGCCGGUGCUUGACCCAAAGGGGCCUUACCCUUUCGACAAGGUUAACGAAGCUUUUGCUUAUCUGGAAACAAACCGAGCCACCGGAAAAGUGGUCAUAUUUCCUAUCAAUCCAUGA
Fraxinus pennsylvanica is the source of this 1692-nucleotide messenger RNA. The record is from the annotation of a GenBank genome assembly. NCBI's taxonomy places the organism in Eukaryota, Viridiplantae, Streptophyta, Magnoliopsida, Lamiales, Oleaceae.